Messenger RNA from Episyrphus balteatus (marmalade hoverfly), 448 nucleotides. Its product is annotated as cytochrome c oxidase subunit 7C, mitochondrial-like. The coding region runs from base 124 to 324 and encodes 66 amino acids. Lineage: Eukaryota; Metazoa; Arthropoda; Insecta; Diptera; Syrphidae. The transcript is spliced from 3 exons. Gene Ontology annotation, biological process: mitochondrial electron transport, cytochrome c to oxygen. The record is from RefSeq and is a predicted model, not a curated record.
AUUUUCUCAGCCAUCAUCCGUCUAUCAUCGUUUUCCUGCAACACUUGUCCAAGAGCUGCAGAAUCUAUCCAACAAUUUUGCACUUUUCACAAAUCAAAAAAGUAUUUUAAAUAAAUCAUAAAUAUGCUUGGCCGUGCAAGUCUAUUAGCCCGCAACUUGGUUAAGUCCAAUGUUCGAUUCCAUUCCCAUGGCGGUAUUCCCGGAGAGAACUUGCCAAUGAACAUCCAUAAUCGCUACAAGAUGACCGCUUUGGCUAUCAUCUAUGUAGGAUCUGGACUUGGUGCUCCCUUCUUGAUUGUGAGGCAUCAACUUCUUAAGAAGUAAAAAUCUUUAAAGAUUUUUUGUGCAGGGAGGUUCUCCGUUAACCUAUGGAAUUAAAUGUAAACUAAAAAAAAACGAAAUAUAAAAAUAAAUUCCAAAAAAAAUUAAAUAUCUUGUUUCACUUUUA